Nelumbo nucifera (sacred lotus) is the source of this 3132-nucleotide messenger RNA. Its product is annotated as protein FRIGIDA-ESSENTIAL 1. The record is from RefSeq and is a predicted model, not a curated record. NCBI's taxonomy places the organism in Eukaryota, Viridiplantae, Streptophyta, Magnoliopsida, Proteales, Nelumbonaceae. Gene Ontology annotation, molecular function: metal ion binding.
CUGGCGCAGUCUCAUUAAUUCUCAAUUUCUCGUUCCGUUACUCCGAAUCUGCCUCCCGAAGGGCGAGAGAAAGCUCAGUUCUACAGAAAAAAGAGGGCCAGAGCGAAUAGCUAGCCAGGGUACACCUCACCCGUAAUGGCCUCACCCGCCGCCUCAUCCUCCGAAGAGGAGGACAUGCCCGCCACCGCUGAAUCGUCCGGCAAGGAUUCGGGUUCCGAUGCUGGAAACAACGACGACGACAGCGAUGUUGCAGAAGUAGACGAGGAAGAGGAAGAAGAUGUCGACGGAGAAGAAGUCGUUGAGGAUGAUGAUGAUGAUGAUGAUGAUGGUGGUGGUGGUGAUGAAAUAGAAAAAGCAGAUGAUUCCUCAGAUUCGCCAAUAUCAGCUGAUCAGGGCAAGAACGAUUCUACCGAAGAAGUCAAGCUUGAUGGGAAUGAUGAUGACUUGAGAUCAGGUUCCACCACUCCAAGAAAUUCAAAGCAGAAUCUAUCAACAGAUAUACACGACAUAAAAGAUAAUGGAUUUUCAGAAUCUGCUGUUGAUAAAAAAGUUGGAAUUCUGGAAGAAAAGAAAGGUGGUACUGAUGUACAGAAAGAUUUUUCUGAGGCUAAUAAGGCUAUUGAAGCUGAUUUAAAUGACAAUGACUCCAACGGUUCUUCCACCAGAACCUUGUCUGCUAAUGGGAAGGAGAUAGCUGCUGAGACCCUGAUGGAAAGUGGCUUUGGUGUUAAAGAGGCGAAUGAUGUUGUAUAUUCCAAGGAAGAUGCCGAACAAAUGGACAUACCAGAAGGGCAUGACCUCAAUUUGAAGGCAUCAAGCUUGCCCAUUGCACUAACAAGGCCUAGGAGUUUAUCACCCGGUGUUGAAGUAGAGGAGCAAAAUAAACGACCAGCCAUUGUAUGCGAUUUUUUUGCUAGAGGCUGGUGCAUCAAGGGAAGUGCAUGUAGGUUUCUCCAUAAGAAAGAUGGUGUGGGAAAUACCAGUGAGGGGGCCAAGGUAGACCCGCAAACAUCAAAUUGGAAAAGUGAACUCCAGGUGGAUGCAGCAGCUUUGGGACAAAGCUUUGGUAAAUCAAGAUUGUCCACUUUUGCUGAUCCAUCAGCUUCAUCAGUUGGAAGUAAUCCUCUGAAAUCAACCUUCCCUUCAGAAACAGUUCUACAUUGGAAGCAUGGAGAAGGCCAAGGGCAUCAAUUUCAUGAUGAGCAUAGGUUGUCUUCACUUCCUAGAGGGGAUUUAUCAUCAGGACUUACAUACAAUGAGAGUGGGUCAACAUCAGUAGUUAGACGUGACCUCCAACGGUUUCCUUUAGUUAGAGAUGAUUCCAAGUUCGUUCCAUCUUUUCAGGACGAAGGCAGAGGGAAUUUAAGACAGAAUUACUUACUGGAUGACCAUAACAGGCAUACCUCAAUUCUCAUUCAAGGUGAUGUUCCUAAAUUUGGUACUUCUGGUAGGAGUUGGGCCCCUAAUCAUUGUGAGACUCAGCAGACAUCCUCUGUCCUAGAAGAAUUUAACCAGAAAUCACUUAGUGGCCUCAGAGAUGGUAAAACAUCGGUUACUGAAGAGCUUGCAAGGGGAUCUCCCUUAGCCAGGAGUAGCUUAGUUCCCGAGUAUAGAUAUUUCUCGAGUGGAAGCAUUUACAGAAGCAGUAGUUAUCCCUUUGCUUAUGACAGAAAUAUGGAGGAAGCAGCCGGUCUAAAACAACAGAGUAUCUCACCGUCAUCCCAUACCUUUUCUUGGUCGGGAGCCUCAUCGUCUCAUGUUUCUUCAACAUUUGGCAUUGAUCCUCUUGCUGGACAGAAGCAUUUGGACAGUGAUAAAGGAUAUCAUCCUUCUAGAUCUGCUUCCUUACCUCGAAGCUCUUCUUCACCAUUCAACUCGAAAUUGGAAGCAGAAAAUCUUCUCCAUAGUGUUCCCAGGGAUCCACCUAUUUCAGGAUAUAAAUCACAGUUCAGUUCAAAUGAUUGGGAGCCAUCCGUUCCUUUUCGACCAUCUUUUCACUUUUCUCAAACAAGUAUAUCGUCCCCUGGAAGCCAAUAUGAUCCCCUCCUUGAUAGCAUUGAACCACCUAGUGGAGCAAAUAGGUCCUUUCAGGCAGCUUAUUUUGGUCGAGGCAGUGCUACCCAGAGUUCGGAAAAUCAGCUCACCAAUGGAGAUCCCAGUUUGAUUAGGACCAAUAUUCCAGAAUAUAAUACUCAUGGUGUAUUGGAAAAGGAUUCAUACAAUUAUGGAACAGGUUUACACAUAGCCGCAAAAGAAAAUGUAGGAGCUGUUGCUGACGAGCAUAAUAGAAGUACCAUGCCCAAAGAAGAGAAGCCCUUUGGCUCUGGUCAUUCUGUAGAUGUUGCAAAUCUUGAUAAAAUGUCUCAUGAUGGUGGUUUUACACAUCAAUCAGAUGGAAGUAAACUUAAAAAGGAACUCCGAACAGAUGGGGGACAGAAAAUUGAAGUGGAUCUCCAUCGUAAUUCCAAACACCAAGUAGAUGAGGCUAGACCACACAAGGAGUCAAAAGCACUUAAGCUUUUCCGUACUGAUCUUGUGGAUUUUGUGAAGGAAUUGGUAAAGCCAUCCUGGCGAGGAGGUCAUCUGAGCAAGGAUGCACACAAAACUAUUGUUAAGAAAGCCGUUGAUAAGGUCCUUAGCACAUUACAGCCACAUCAAAUUCCAAACACCACAGAAUCAAUUAACCAAUAUCUGUCAUCAUCCCGUCCUAAAAUCACAAAGCUUGUUGAGGCUUAUGUGGAAAAGUAUGGAAAAACUUGAGCUUCCAGUGGCUGAAGGAUUAGUCUUGUACAGUUACUACAUUUAACACUAACUUGAUGUCAUUUAAAAUUUCUUUGAGGCUGUUUUUAGCCAUCAAUAUUUCAUAUCUAAAACUGACAUUAUGUUGUGGAUUUGCUUGUGAAGUUUAUUGCUCCUCAAAAAAUUGUUAAAUUCUCACAUUACACUUCAGGUAAAAUUGUAGGAUUUUUCAUGUUUGUUUAUUGUUGAAACAUUGACUUAUGAGGCACAGAAAAAUGCCACCUUUUUAAAUGUUCAUGAGAUAAAAUUUUAUUGUUAAGGCAGUGGAGACUUGAAGAUGUUUUAUUUUAGGCUUAUGUGCAAGUACUGUUAUGAGUUAUUAUUAUUCUUUUA